Aspergillus ruber CBS 135680 is the source of this 525-nucleotide messenger RNA. RefSeq names its product DUF924 family protein. NCBI's taxonomy places the organism in Eukaryota, Fungi, Ascomycota, Eurotiomycetes, Eurotiales, Aspergillaceae. The record is from RefSeq and is a predicted model, not a curated record. The coding region runs from base 1 to 525 and encodes 174 amino acids. The transcript has a single exon. Gene Ontology annotation, molecular function: protein binding.
AUGGCACAGCCCUACACUCACAUCCUCGACUUCUGGUUCAGCCCCAAAUCCUCCCCAACCUACCUCAAAGAGAAAUCCUUCUGGUACGGCAGCCCAUCCGACGACGCCCACGUCCGGCAUCACCUUAACGCAGACUACGAAUCCGCCCAAUCCGGCUUCCUAGACGACUGGCAACAUCAUGGCGAGGGCGAGGGUGCACUAGCCUUAAUUCUACUUCUCGACCAGGUCCCCCGGAAUAUCUUCCGAGGUUCACCGCGGGCGUAUGCCACGGAUAAUAAAGCCGUGGCCGUGGCGCGGUAUGCUGUGCUGGACCGUGGGUGGGAUCGUAAUUUGCCAACGAUUCAGAGGAGGUAUAUGUACUCACCGUUCAAUCAUUCUGAGGAUAUUAGGGAUCAGGAGGUGUCGGUGAGGUUAUUCACGGAGUUGGGGGAGGGGCAUCAUUUACAUUGGGCGAGGGGUUUUUACGAGCAGGUUAAACGGGAUGGGAGGUUCAAGCAUAGGGAUGCGGUGUUGGGGAGAAAGUAA